AUGUCAUUCGUACUCAGUUCCGGUGCCAAAAUUCCUCACAUUGGUUUUGGUGUAUACCUUGCUGCUCCAGGCGAGACCAGCAAGAUUGUUCAGAUUGCUUUGAGCAGUGGUUAUAGACAUGUUGACAGUGCCAGCUUCUAUAAGAACGAGAAGGAGGCUGCUGAUGGAAUUGCCGCUUUUUUGAAGACCAACCCCUCGGUGAAGCGUAGUGAUGUAUUUUAUACGACCAAGGUUUGGUUAGACGACUUCGGAUAUGAGAAGACGAAAGCUGCUAUCAAGAAGUCGUUGCAGAAUGCAGCUAGCAUCGAAUACAUUGAUCUCAUUCUUCUUCAUGCUCCUCAAGGUCCUUCUCAAUUGAGACUAGGCUCGUACAAGGCUUUGCAGGAGGCCGUUGUCGAGGGAAGUGUUAAGAACAUUGGUGUUUCUAACUAUGGCGUUCACCAUCUUAAAGAAUUGCUUUCCUGGCCCGAGCUCAAGAUCAAGCCUGCUGUCAAUCAAGUUGAGGUCAACCCCUGGCUCCAACGUCAAGACAUUGCUGCUUUCUGUAAGGAACACGGUAUUCUUGUUGAAGCCUAUUCUCCUCUGAUGAGAGGCAAUAGACUCGACGAUCCCGAGCUGGUCGCUUUGGCUAAUAAGUAUGGUAAGUCUGUUGCCCAGAUCCUUGUCAAGUGGAACCUCCAGAAGGGAUUUUUGCCUUUGCCCAAGUCUGCUACUGAGUCGAGAAUCAAGAGCAAUAUCGAGGUCGACGAUUUCGAACUUUCCAAGGAAGAUCUCGACAACCUCGGAAGCGCUUCCGACAAAUUUGUCACUGCUCCUGGCUGGGAUCCUACCACCUGGGAGUAA
Molecule: messenger RNA, 843 nt
Organism: Sugiyamaella lignohabitans
Lineage: Eukaryota; Fungi; Ascomycota; Dipodascomycetes; Dipodascales; Trichomonascaceae
Product: aldo-keto reductase superfamily protein
Exons: 1
Coding region: 1-843 (280 amino acids)
Molecular function (GO): oxidoreductase activity
Source: RefSeq, a predicted model, not a curated record